CUACAAAGAACUCACAAUUUGAAGAUGUCACGGAUCUGGUUUCUAUGGGCUGCUGUUUGGGCUCUCCUGGCUACUACUUCAGCUCAGCGCAGGUUCAGUGGCCGGAACAACAGAUGGGGACAGAAUGGAAGCCGGAGAUACUCUGCGUACAAGACAUGGAACUCCAGUCUUUACCCCCGGUGGAGAGAAGGAGAUCCCAGGCAGGGAAAUUGCUGGCGAGGUGGCAAUGUCACAUUUGAUAUCGGCAACGAUGCCCCGACUUUAACAAGUGCCAAAGUCACAUUCAGGAUUACUCUGCGCUUUCCCAGUAACCAAACUGCGCUGCCAGAUGGACGUGUGGUAUGGAGCCAGAACUGCAUCAUAAAUGGCACCCGUAUGAGAAAAGGGGAUCCUGUUUUCCCAGACCAGGAGGAGGAUGCUUCCGAUUAUGUAUUUCCCGAUGGACAACCCUUCUCCCCAAGCAAUCGCCGGCCUGGCAAGUUUGUCUUUGUCUGGCAGACAUGGGUCCCGGCUUCUGCGACUUCAGUCCUUUCCACUGUACCGCCAACAGUAACUGAAGAGGCAACAUCUGUAGCCACAGUUCCUGUUGCAAAUAUCAGUGCUGGGCCUGGAGAAACAGAUUUAGCGGCUGCUUCUGUGGAACCUACAGUUGUUGCAUCAUCUGAUGCCACUGAAGACAGUGAGGGUGUGACUGUUGCCAUGUCUGCAUCUCUCCCAAAUACCAUGGCAUCUACCGCAACAUCUGAAUCUCUACCAGGCUCUGUGGCUGCAGGUUCUUCAUCUACAAUAGCACCUGAGAAUGACCCAGGCACACCAGAACCCACUGUUUUGUCCCCCGUUGCAUCUACAAUUGUCCUUUCAGUAGAUAACUCUGAAGAUACAGCAGCCAUCAAUCUGGUGAGUUCGGUUAUGCCUGCCACAGGAACAGUCGCAGGAGAUGUGGUGCAGCUCCUGGUGAAACGCCAGGCACCCAGUGGAUGCCUCCUCUAUCGUUAUGGAACCUUUGCCACUGAUCUGGACAUCAUCCAGGGCAUAGAGAGUGUGGAAAUUGUGCAGGUAAUGCCACUGACGCCCGCUAUUGCUGAGAAUGCGGUAGAUCUCACUGUGACCUGCCAGGGAAGCCUCCCUGAAGAAGUCUGCACAACCAUUUCAGAUCCUGAUUGUGUGAUAGUCCAGGAGAGUGUGUGCAAUCCUGUUCAGCCAAGCCCAGAUUGCCAGUUUGUUUUGCGCCAGGCCUUCAACCAAUCUGGCCUCUACUGCGUCAACAUCUCACUGGCUGAUGCCAACACCUUGGCUGUUGCCAGCACCCAAGUCAGCGUUCAGACAGAAAGAAAUCAAGCUUCAGCCCAAAUAACAUUUGUAGUUGGAGCACUGCUGGUUAUUGCUGCCAUGGGAGCUGCUAUCUAUACCUAUAGGCAUUUGAGACACAUCCCUCUACGGGCCAUGAUGUCUGCUGGCACUUCUCCAAGGAACUGGUUUCCUGACCGCACAGCUGUACGCCUCUUCCUUGGCCAGGCGUUUGGCCGGAGGGCCAGUGGGGAAAGCAGCCCCUUGCUCAGUGGUAACGUCAUCUAAAUGGAAGUCAACAAGCCUGACAAACUAAAAACUGAACACGUUGAGCCCUGAUUCAGAAAGGAAAUCAUGCCCCCUAUAUUUCCCUUAAGCUGAUGCUCUUCUGAUGCCAGCUGAGUAAACUUCUAAGCCACUUUGAGGUGCCAUCUCAGUGCCUGCCUGGGUGGGGAGAUACAGACAGCACCGAAGUGUAGUCAUUGUUAAAGCACCACAAUUGCAUUCAGCCUGUGCCAUGCUGGUCCUAGGGAAGAAAAAUGGUAGCCAAGACAGCUGUUCCUUCGGCUUUCUGACCUACUUCGUUGGGUUGAGGAGAAAAACAGCAAUGUAGUUUUGGGAUUGUUCAUUUUUAAAUUAACGUUUUACAAUUGGCCACAUCUUCUGACAAAUGGUAAGAGGGUUAACCCUGUUCACCAGUUACUGGCCAUGUUAUUAAAUAGCCUCUCCCCCAAAUGGGGCUGCGUUAAAACUCUGUCUCCAUUUUAUCUUCUAUGCCUCAGAACUAACUGGGGGAGUGAGUCCUGGCAAGAAAGACAUGAGAGAGAGUAAGAUAAUCUCUACCUUGUCUGCAGUGGCAUGAGCACCAAUCAGCAACUGCAAACUUUUAUUUUUUCAAAAAAUAAUAAUAAUGGAAAAAAAGGAACCAGCAGCACAAAGCGACAGCAUUCUAUCAUGUUUCAAAUGGCUCACAUCUGCUUCUAAGACAUCCUUAGUAGCACAUUGCUGUUAUGCAUAAGCAUUUCCCAGGGAAGAGGCACUUAAGUUUAAUCCAUGUCAUGCAAACUUAAGAGAGAACCAACCAGAUGCAGGCUGGUAUCAUUUAAGCCAAUGGAGCAUCUCUGUAUUUUUUUAAAUUUUUGUCUGUCCAUCUUUUCUUUAAAAAAAAACCACAAUAUCUACUUUA
Messenger RNA from Notechis scutatus (mainland tiger snake), 2473 nucleotides. Lineage: Eukaryota; Metazoa; Chordata; Lepidosauria; Squamata; Elapidae. The record is from RefSeq and is a predicted model, not a curated record.